GGGAAAUACAUAAACAAAUGAUUGAGAAGAGAUAUUUUGUAAUACUGAUCAGGAUUUAUUCUUUCUUGUUUUCAGUAAUAUUCUUGAAAGCUGUUGUUGAUUGUUGCUGCUGCUGCUAGUUGGGAUUUUUUUUAGCUUUAUUUUUUUAGCCGCUGCCCACAAGCAUUAGAUUCCUCUCUAUUUUCCGUAAUCCCAGAGACUUCCCUCUCUCCUACCUGUGCGGUUCAGGAAUGGAUGAAUGUGACCCUCUCUGCUUUGAUUCUCUCUGCUCUUAAAAAGAUUUCCUGCUUUUUUUUUCUUCUUUUCUUUUCCUUGUCUUUUUCACCCUCUCCUUUUCAUGGAUGCUUUGCCUGUCCCUUAUUUCAGUUUCUAAUAUGUUGCUGGCGUUCACACUACAUAUAAAAUUCUUACUAGUGAAAGAUAUGCAUAUUCACUUGUUGUAUUCCUUUUCCACGCUAUAAAUACACGUUGUCUUUCAGGUUUUCUUCAUUGCAGUACCUCCUCUUCCUGUCAUUUAUUAACAUAUAGGAGGUGCACUAAGGUGUUUGGUUCCAUCCUCAAAAAAUGAGCUACUCACAACAUUUUUCCAUGGGUUCUGGUAGUAGACCUGCAAGAAGAAACUUUGAAUUUGGGAGGACUUGUGUGGUGAGGCCCCAAGGGAAACACCAGGCCACUAUAGUUUGGUUACAUGGUCUUGGUGAUAAUGGUUCAAGUUGUUCCCAGCUACUGGAAAACCUCCCUCUUCCAAAUGUUAAAUGGAUUUGCCCAACCGCUCCUACUCGUCCUGUGGCACUGCUGGGUGGAUUUCCUUGCACUGCAUGGUUCGAUGUGGGAGAAAUUUCAGAAGAGAGUCCAGAUGACUGGGAGGGUUUAGAUGCUUCAGCAGCACAUAUAGCAAACUUAUUGUCUACUGAGCCGGCUGAUGUUAAAAUUGCUAUUGGAGGCUUCAGUAUGGGUGCUGCAACAGCCCUUUAUUCUGCAACUUGUGCUGCCUUUGGACGAUAUGGUAACGGUAAUGCGUACCCUAUCAACCUCAGAGCAGUUGUUGGACUAAGUGGCUGGCUUCCAGGUUCAGGGAGCUUAAGGAGCAAAGUCGAAGGGUCGCAUGAGGCUGCAAGGCGUGCUGCAUCCUUGCCCAUUUUUCUUUGCCAUGGAACAAGUGAUGAUGUAGUCCCCUAUAACUACGGAGAGAAAUCUGCUCAUUGCUUGAACACAGCAGGAUUUCGAAACCUGACAUUCAAAUCUUAUGAAGGGCUUGGUCACUACACAGUCCCGAGAGAAAUGGAUGAGGUUCGCAAUUGGCUUACAGCGAGCCUGGGCCUUGACGGCUCCCGCUCUUAGUUGCAGAACAGAAUCAGCUUCAGUCUGGAGCUUAUAAGGACGAAGAACGGGGAAAACAAUAAUGGGAAGAGGAAAAGUAGUUAGCAAUAGAACAGGUUAUGAAGUAUAUGGUAUAGAUAAUAUAACCUUCCUGGUUCCCUGCCUGACCCUAAAAAUAAAUCUUGCAUGUUGUCAUUUUGAUUGUAGAAUUUAGCAGUAAUGGGUGUAGUCAAUUCUGCCUGCUGGGAAUUUUGUAUUGGUUAAUCUAAUAUUAAGUCUAGUGAGCUUUGCCUACUA
Populus nigra (black poplar) is the source of this 1617-nucleotide messenger RNA. RefSeq lists its product as uncharacterized. Bases 565 to 1341 code for a protein of 258 amino acids. Lineage: Eukaryota; Viridiplantae; Streptophyta; Magnoliopsida; Malpighiales; Salicaceae. Gene Ontology annotation, molecular function: hydrolase activity. The transcript has 9 exons. The record is from RefSeq and is a predicted model, not a curated record.